UCAAAAGUCAAAUUAUUUAUGUUGAUUUUCUGUUCGAAGUCAGUUCAGUAAUUUUUAAAUUCGAUUUCGAAUAUCGUAAGAUUGUGUGUGCAAAACACUUUUUAUUAUUAGGAUCGUUAUCAUUAGAGCUGGAAACAAAAACAAAAAUCGGUUGUUGAAUUACAUUAAAAAAGUGAGGUAAUCCAACGUUGCGACCACAUUUCAAAGAAUGUUGAAAACUGCCCCCGAUCCGGUGGAUGUCCAGGAUCUUCAGUUUAAAUUACGCUGUCGUCUAAAAGUUUUUGAAAAUACAGACAGCAAGAACUUUCCUCAACAUUGUAGUUUGGUAGCCUGUGCCAGCAGAUUUGGGUUAAUUUUUAUUGGUACAAAUACUUUCAGCCUUCAAGUAAUACAAGUGAAAGAUAUUGAAAAAUACACAAUUAGUGAUGGAGAUAAAGUUGAUUACCCUAGAAGAAACCUGUCUUUGGUAUCACGCCCAUCACAUCUGUCAGUGAAUUGUGAACAUACUAUUUUAGCCAUCGUCAUUGAAAAAAAUAAUUGUCCUUGUGCUUUAUUUUAUGAUGUAAAGUCUUUUUGGCAACAAGAAAUAAUUCAGAUAGGAGAAGUACGUUUGUCACCCACACCAAAGGUAUCUGUAAUAGAAGUAAAUUGGAAUCCUGCUGUAGGAUCUGUGUUUACUGCUUGCAAAAGUGAUGGAAGUCUUGGAGUCUAUGAAAUUAAAAGUGGUGGUGUAGAUAUAAAUGAGUUACCAACAGCUGCAGGAGCAACAUGUUUUUCAUGGAGCCCUAAAGGUAAACAGAUAGCUGUUGGUUCUCGGGAUGGGAAAAUUACUCAGUUGAAGCCAGAUUUAAAAGCUGUAAAAAUCAUUAAUGCUCCACCCUUAAAAGAAAUGCAUUCUGUAUUGUCUUUACAAUGGGUUUCAAACUAUCAAUUUAUUGGUGUGUUUCGACCGAACAACUCUGAUGGGCAAGCGCCUUUUAUAGUUAUUGAUGCGCCAAAGACUGGAGAGCCCACCUACACUAAUUAUGAUGAUAUAUGCUACAGCAAUGGAUGUGCUAGACCUUUGCAGUUUUACACAAUCUUGUUACAGAGUUGGAAUGUUUUAAUGGCAGCUUCAUCAAACAGCAUGGAGGUUGGUAUUCUUGGAAAUUCUGGUGAAUCUUGGACGCAGUGGAUAAUGGGAGAUGCGGCACGUGCAGAAUUACCUUUAAGUUCCAAUCAUCAAGAGACAUUACCAAUAGGGUGUGCAUUAGAAAUAGGAAGUACAGCACCAAUACCUUGGGGAGAAUCUACGUUAUCUCCUGCGCCUUUCCUCUUGCUGUUUUCACAUCAUGGAAUGUUAUGCUGUUUUUCUAUAAUUAACUUAAAAGAUGCAAUUGUGAGUAUAUGUACUCCACCAGAUCUCAUAAAAGACAUGAGUGGGUUGCACUAUUUUGUUGUGAGUAGAACAGAAAUGAAAACUGUCAAAGACAGUAUAUCAAAAGAUGAAAAUAAAAUCGAGCCACAGUUACAAGUUACAAUUGAAUCACCUACUAUGACAAACGCAAAAGCAGUGACAACUAAUGUUUCAGCUAAUACCACACAAACUUCUUUUAAAGUUCAAGCACAAGUAACAUCAUCACAGGGUUUAAAUCUUUCAAAAACACAAGCAGUGAAUCUCUUUGGAGGUCAAGCAACCCUAACACCUAUAACUCAAGCAAACAAAGUUGCACAAGCUUCAGUUAUGCCACAGUAUCCAUCCCUUUAUCCAUCUUUUUCAAAUAUUGCAAAUAAAACGGCAGCAGCAUCAGCUACACAAAUUCCGAUAACUUUAAAUUCUGCAAGUUCUGUUUCAAAACCAUUUAUAACUGUUCCUUCAAUCAUACCACCUAACAGUACAAUGAAAGUAGAUUAUUUAGAGUCUAAAGAAGACUCAUCCAAGUCAGAAAUCGGUAGCAUGGAUUUAAAAGCUGAGGAAGAAGCUGAAAAGAUAUUUGCACAAAUGGUCAGAGAAGAAUGCAUUUUCCUAGAAUCAGAAUUGAAAGCUGUCCUCCAUCAUGGAAAAACUCUAAAGUUCAAUUUGGGUUCUGAUGAAGAUAAAACAAAAAUAAUUGAAAGUACGAAAUUACUAGAAGACUUUUUUGGUGAAGUUUUGGACAUAUGUGUUACACAAAGUUCUGAGGUGCACAUUUUAAAACAGAAUCUACUGCAGUCGUGGGCUUGGUAUGAAGAAGCAAAAUCACGUCAUUUAGCCUCACAGGAUGAAUCAAUGAUAAUACUGAUAAGAGCGCAACCUCUUGAUUCAGCUUCAGAAAAACAACUUGCAGAUAUACAACACACUAAUUAUUACUUGGAGUCGCAAAUAUCUCAGGCACAUCUUGCAUUGGAUGAACAAUGGGAAAAUUUCCAAGACUAUUGUAAAAAAACGCAUAAAAUUCAGAUUCCAACAAUGGAAAUGAUAUUUCAAACAAUGGUGAAACAAAAUGCGAUUUUGCGGAAACAAAGCUACGUUUUGAAAGACAUCGCAACAAGAAUAAAAAAUAAAUCUCGAUCAGCUUUGGGUCCUUCGCUGUUAGUAAGUAUAGAUGAUAUGAGAGAUUUACCUGAUGAAUUGAAACGCCUAAGAAUGGAUCCGGAUGAUAUUUGUCAAAUUCAGUAUGAGCAUGUUACAAACAGAAUGAAAAACUUCACCAAGGUAAAAGCAGAUAAUUUGAGGUCGUUUUUGAAGAAAAGAGAUUAUGCACAUGUUUCUGCUGCAAAGCCUCCAUUGUCCACGUCGGUGAUUCAAGCGUCACCAUCUUCAAAAUUGAAACAGCAUAGUUUACUGCUGAUGAAAACUCCACUAUCUAAGGAGUUUCCUACAAAGACACUUGAUUUUGAACAUUCAACUCCAAAAACCACAGUUUCAAAGUCUGAAUCUUCAGUUACAUUACACAAGUCAAGUACUGCGAUUGAAGGCUUACAAAAUUUUACGCUUAAAUUUGAAUCUAAACACUUUUCAAAUGAAACUAAGCCAUUUGCAUCUCUAACAAAAAAUGUAAUUGCCAGUUCACCAAAUUCAGCUUUUGUAUCUACAGUAACCCCUGCUACAAUGAAGACAGGAUUUUUGGGUGUUGCUCCAACAGCAUCAACAAUUUCAUCUGUAGGUAAAACUGCCAGUGUUGUAACAGUAACUACUUCACAAGAAGCAAGUCAUUCUAUUUUGGCUGUCGGCAGUAGCAUUACGCCUAAAUCAUUUCCGUUUAUUAGUUCAUCUGCAGUACCCACACAGGAACCAAAAUCGCCUACUGUUUUUUCAAAUUCUAUUACAAAGCCCACCGUCUUUUCUAAUGCUGAAAUAACCUCAAUGGGAACAUCUAUUUUUGGAACAUCAGAUUUCAAUGCAGGCACAGUUAAAAAUACAACUCCCGCGUCUAGCGUAACUACAAAGCCUGCUAGUCCAUUGACAACUGGAUUUAAUUUAACCUCGUCUACAAAAUCUACAACUAUCGUUACGAAUUUAAGUACUACUGCAGGGAAGACUGCAACAUCAAGCCUCGCAUUUGGAUCUGCAACAGCUAGCACCCCUUCAUUUUCUUUUGGUUCAGCAACCACUUCAAAUAUUUUUGGAUCGACAAAUCAAAAGGUGGAAGGUGAUUCUGCUUCGUCUGCUGCGACGACCAAACCGUUCAUAUUCUCUAAAACGACUCUUUCAACUACAACUCCACAAAAUUUAUUAACAUCAAAAUUGAGUACUGACAACACUUCAACAUCCCUCUUUGGGACACCACAAAGCUCUGUAGUUACGAAGGCUACUGCUACUUCACAAUUAUCUUUGUUUUCUACACCACCAGUAACCACAGCAAAAACUACAACACCGACAGUUUCAGCUGUUGCCUCAUCGUCAAUUUUUGGAUUACCAUCCACAAGUACGACUUUGGUAACUACUACAAGUUCUAUACAGUCUUCAAUUUUUGGCGGUACUGCAAAAAUUUCGUCACCGCCGUCAGCAGUAUUUGCUGUAAAUACGACAAAGUCAUUAUUUGCUUCAGUGAGUCCCUCAACAGUUGCAAGUUCAUCAGUACUUGCAAGUAAUACUACUGCUUCCACUGGCUUAUCUACCGUAACUAUUAUUAGCACUUCAAAUACUGUUCCUGUUAGUACAAAUAAUUCUGUAGCCAUUACGUCAGCUCCAAGUAUAUUUGGUACUCAGUUGAUAACGACUAAAACCGAUAACACUUUUGGAUCUCUUGCAUCAACGAACAGCGGUAGUCCGUCCACAUUCUCAUCUUUUACUUCAACACCUCAAUCGAUUACACCUAAAGUAACUAUUUUUGGAUCUACUCCUACAACGAACAGCGAUACUUCAUCUACGUUACCUAUCGGUACUUCAACAACAGGAUUUAGUUUUGUCAGCACUUCAGCGAAUAAAUCAUCAAUAUUCGGUUCUAGCGAUGCAAACACAUCUAAACCAUCAAUAUUUGGAGGCGUAUCAGCUUCAGCAUCAACAUGUUUUGGUACAACUUCUGCAAGUACAACACUGUCGUCAAUAUUUGGUGCUACACCUUCUACGUUGGCUAGUACUUUAGUUGUUUCUACAGCGCCUUCUACACAGACAUCCUUAUUUGAUACAUCUACAACGUCAGUUUCUGGUUUUGGUUCCUCAACUGCAUCUACUACGCAACCGUCAGUGUUUGCUGCUCCGCCUCCGGCUACAUCUUCAUUUGGUACUCCGGCUACAACAACUACACAGUCAGUAUUUGGCACUGCAGUGUCCACUUCUUCAAGUUCUUUAUUUGGAGCCUCAAUUCCAUCAACUGCUCAAUCGGUGUUUGGUUCUAGUAGUUCAAAUCAGUCAACAAUUUUUGGUAAUGCAGCCACAUCCACAGCUCCACAAUCAAUUUUUGGAGCUCCAACUGCAACGACGGCACAGUCUCAAGGUUUUGGCGUAUUCGGGGACGGACUACAAAAAACUUCAGUAUUUGGUAACACUUCUACUGGUUCCACGCAAGCAACAAUAUUUGGGAGUACUAAUCAAUCCAGCGGAUUUGGCAAUGCUACUAGUACAACCAGCUCCGUUUUUGGUCAAAAUCAAACGACCAACACUUUUGGCCAAUCCGUGUUUGGUUCGUCGGGAAGUACCUUUGGUACUUCAAAUACUUUUGGUACAUCCGCUAAUACAUUUGGGCAAUCUUCGGGAUCAAUCUUUGGAAGCGCACCGUCUACAACAUCUGGUAACAUUUUUGGUGGAUCUGCUACAACAGGAAGCACAUUUGCUUCAAGUGGAACGGUUUUCGGAGCACCAGCAUCAAGUACUGCACCUCCAUUUGGCUCAAGCAUAUUUUCUUCAAAUACAACUCAACCAAGUACGUUCUCCGGUAGUUCUAAUACAGGAUCAUUUGGUUUCGGAGGUCUUAACGUUGGUUCUACUGCAACGACAUCGAGUUCAGGCUUCGGUUCGGCGGCAAGUAAUCCGUUCGGAAACGAAAACAAAAAUAUGUUUGGUAGUUCAGGAGCGCCUUCGAACAAUUCUGUGUUUGGUUCUAACAACGGGUCACUUUUUGGUACACCUACACAAACUUUUGGUAAUGGUAAUUUUGGAAGCCAGUCAUCGCCUUUUGGUCAACAAUCCACUUUUGGACAAAAUUCUUUUGGAGGAAGCAGCUUUGGGCAAGGACCGUCCGGGCCCUUUAGUGGUGGAUCUUCGGCAACUGUUGGACAAACCGGUUUUGGAACUGCGUCGACUUUCAAUAAACCUGGUUUCGGAAAUUCACCUGUUUUUGGUGGUUCACCUUCCUUCGGGAGUGCGCCCAGUUUUGGAGGUGCUCCUUCCUUUGGAAGUCCUCCAGCCUUUGGUAGUCCUCCAAAAAUAUUUGGUUCUACAGGCACCGGUUUUGGUGCCGCUACUAGUACGCAAAAUACCGGAUUCGGUAAUUUAGCGAAUCAGACAACUGUAGGAUUUGGCAAUUUAGCCCAACAAGCUGCAAACUCGGGAACUGCGAAUGCACCGUUUUCAGGGAGUUCGUCUUUUUCAAGCUGGCGUUAAAAUCAACACAAAUAUUUUACGUGUAUUGUCAGUAACGUUCUUCGUUUCAAAAUAAAAUCUACAUUUUUUUAAA
This is a messenger RNA of Zophobas morio, 6077 nucleotides long. Its product is annotated as nuclear pore complex protein Nup214-like. Gene Ontology annotation, molecular function: protein binding; structural constituent of nuclear pore. The transcript has 9 exons. The record is from RefSeq and is a predicted model, not a curated record. Gene Ontology annotation, biological process: protein import into nucleus; RNA export from nucleus. The coding region runs from base 209 to 6004 and encodes 1931 amino acids. Gene Ontology annotation, cellular component: nuclear pore. Lineage: Eukaryota; Metazoa; Arthropoda; Insecta; Coleoptera; Tenebrionidae.